GGGUUGAUGAUGCCAAUCAAGGGACGCUACUUCCUCAAUGAGGGUGAAGAGAGCCCAGGCCAGGAUGCACUCUUUGAGAAGUACAGUCUUACCAACCAACAUGGGCCACUACUGUUAAUACUCCUGUUCAUAGCUACCAUGGUCUGCAUUGCCCUCAUCACCAUCACCCUCAUCACUGAGGUACCCUCCGAACAUAAGACUGUCCUGGGAACAGCAUUUGUAAUGCUUGUCAUGUUUGCUGCUCUGUACCUGCUGGUGUUUGUCGACUGCCUCGUGCGGAGGGGGCUCAGGGUUUUGGCACUGCUCAUCUGGGCUUGCCUCAUGACACUGGGCUAUGUGCUGCUAUUUGAUUCAUGGAUGGACUUUUCAUGGAAGCAGGUACCCUUCUUCCAGUUUGUCAUCUUCGUGGUAUACACACUGCUGCCCUUCAGCAUGUGGGGGGCCAUUGUGGUGGGGAUUGUCUCCACCACCUCCCAUCUCCUUGUGCUUGGAGUCCUUGAGGGGAUCUACAAGAUGCCUAGUGACGACUACGUGGGAAUGAAGCUGCUAUGCAGCGCUGCUGUCUUCCUGUGUGGAAAUCUCACUGGUGCCUUCCACAAGCAUCAGAUGCAGGAUGCCUCCAGAGACCUCCUCACCUACACUGUGAAAUGCAACCAGAUCCGCAGCAAGCUGCGCAUUGAGAAACGGCAGCAGGAGAACCUGCUGCUGUCGGUGCUGCCAGCCCACAUCUCCAUGGGCAUGAAGCUGGCCAUCAUCGAGAGGCUAAAGGAACACAGGGACCGUCACUAUGUGCCCGACAACAACUUCCACUGCCUCUACGUCAAGCGGCACCAGAAUGUCAGCAUCCUGUAUGCAGACAUUGUGGGCUUCACGCGACUGGCCAGCGAAUGCUCUCCCAAGGAGCUGGUGGUGGUGCUCAAUGAGCUUUUUGGCAAGUUUGACCAGAUCGCCAAGGCCAACGAGUGCAUGAGGAUCAAGAUCCUUGGUGACUGCUACUACUGUGUAUCUGGUCUGCCUGUGUCCUUGCCCACCCAUGCCCGGAACUGUGUGAAGAUGGGUCUGGACAUGUGUGAGGCCAUUAAGCAGGUGCGGGAGGCCACAGGUGUGGACAUCAGCAUGCGUGUAGGCAUCCACUCAGGGAAUGUGCUGUGUGGGGUCAUUGGGCUGCUCAAGUGGCAGUACGAUGUGUGGUCACACGAUGUGUCCCUGGCCAACAGGAUGGAGGCGGCAGGAGUCCCUGGCCGGGUGCACAUCACAGAGGCGACAUUGAAGCAUCUGGACAAGACGUACGAGGUGGAGGAUGGGCACGGGCAACAGAGGGACCCCUACCUGAAGGAGAUGAACAUCCAUACCUAUCUGGUCAUUGAUCCUCGGAGCCAGCAGCCACCCCCAUCCAGUCAUCACCUCCCCAAGCCCAAAGGGGAUGCAACUCUGAAGAUGCGGGCAUCAGUACGAAUGACCCGUUACCUGGAGUCCUGGGGUGCCGCUCGGCCUUUUGCACACCUCAAUCACCGAGAGAGCAUGAUCAGCAGUGAUACCCCUGUUAUCAAUGUCCGGAGGCCUCGGGCCAUUCCCCUGCGGCGCCACUGGACCCCAGACAGAAGUUCAUCUCCCAAGGGGCAGUCAGAGGAAGACUCAUAUGACGAUGAGAUGCUAUCAGCCAUCGAGGGACUCAGCUCUACACAGUCCUACUGCUCUAAGUCAGAUGACUUCCACACCUGUACCUGUGUGCCCAUCUUCCUGGAGAAGAGCUUUGAGCGAGAGUAUCGCCUGGCACCCAUUCCCCGGGCCCGCCACUACUUCGUCUGUACCAGCCUGGUCUUCCUCUGCAUCCUGUUCAUCAACGCCCUGCUGAUGCCCAGGAUGGUGGCUCUGGAUGUGUCCUUUGGGCUGGUGGCCUGCAUGCUGGGACUGGUGCUGGGCCUGUGCUUUGCUGAUGAGUUCCUGAGGUGCUGCCCAUCCCAGGGAAUGCUCCGGCUUGUGUCUGAGAUGGUGGAGACACAACCCCUGCUGAGGGUGUCCCUGGCCAUCCUGACCAUUGGCAGUCUGCUCAUCGUCACUAUCAUGUUAAUGCUAAACAUACCUCUCCUUGUGGUCACUGCUGGCCCAAGAGGCAUGGUUCUUGGUAGGAUGACCUUGGCCUCCUGAGUAACAUCUCUCUUCCACCCACAGUAUUACAUAUACAGCUGCAUCCUAGGCUUUGUUGCUUGCUCUGUCUUCCUGCGGAUGAGCCUGGAGCUGAAGUUCAUGCUACUGUCCGUGGCCUUGGUGGCCUACCUGGUGUUCUUCAACAUCUUUCCGUGCUGGCAAUGGUACUAUUGUGGCAACCUCACUGAGACCAACAACACCCACAGUGGUUUGUCAUCAUGUCCGUGGAAGGAUUUGAAGAUAACAAUUAAUUUCUACCUGAUUCUGUUUUACAUCACCCUCAUCAUGCUCUCCAUACAGAUUGACUAUUACUGCCGUUUGGAUUAUUUGUGGAAGAAAAAAUUCAAGAAGGAAUGUGAGGAGUUUGAAACCAUGGAAAAUGUGAACCGCCUUCUUUUGGAAAACGUCCUACCAGCCCACGUGGCUGCCCAUUUCAUUGGUGAUAAGUUAAAUGAGGAUUGGUAUCACCAGUCGUAUGACUGUGUCUGUGUCAUGUUUGCAUCUGUGCCGGAUUUCAAAGUGUUCUACACAGAGUGCGACAUCAACAAAGAAGGGCUGGAGUGCCUGCGCCUGUUAAAUGAAAUCAUCGUGGACUUUGACGAGCUGCUGUUAAAGCCCAAGUUCAGUGGUGUAGAGAAGAUCAAAACCAUCGGCAGCACAUACAUGGCAGCUGCAGGGCUCAGUAUCACCUCAAGACAUGAGAACCAGGAAGUAGAACGGCAGCACGCUCACAUUGGUAUCAUGGUGGAAUUCAGCAUCGCCCUGAUGAGCAAGUUGGAUGGCAUUAACAGGCACUCCUUCAACUCCUUCCGCCUCCGAGUUGGCAUAAAUCAUGGGCCUGUAAUUGCUGGAGUGAUUGGGGCUCGGAAACCUCAGUAUGACAUCUGGGGAAACACGGUUAAUGUUGCCAGCAGAAUGGAGAGCACUGGAGAACUUGGGAAAAUUCAGGUUACUGAAGAGACAUGCACCAUCCUGCAAGGACUUGGUUAUUCCUGUGAGUGCCGCGGACUGAUUAAAGUCAAAGGCAAGGGUGAACUGAGGACUUACUUCGUCUGUACAGACACUGCCAAGUUUCAAGGGCUAGGGCUGAACUGA
Chrysochloris asiatica (Cape golden mole) is the source of this 3243-nucleotide messenger RNA. Its product is annotated as adenylate cyclase type 7-like. Gene Ontology annotation, cellular component: plasma membrane. NCBI's taxonomy places the organism in Eukaryota, Metazoa, Chordata, Mammalia, Afrosoricida, Chrysochloridae. Gene Ontology annotation, biological process: cAMP biosynthetic process; adenylate cyclase-inhibiting G protein-coupled receptor signaling pathway; adenylate cyclase-activating G protein-coupled receptor signaling pathway. The record is from RefSeq and is a predicted model, not a curated record. Gene Ontology annotation, molecular function: adenylate cyclase activity. The transcript is spliced from 25 exons.